AUGGUCGGACCGAAGUCGCCGUGGAAGACUCCGGUGGUCGCUGAUGCUCCGGUGAUGGGCGCCGCUGAGUCUUGGCCUGCUCUUUCUGAUGCUCAGCAACAACAACGGUUGAAGCUGACUGAUUCUGCUUCUAAGUCGCCGCCGCCGUCAGUAAUGGUGGCUGGUGGUGGUGACACGGCUGCGCCACCGGAAGCUUCGCCUCGGGGAUCGGCUGGGCAGCAGAAGUCACAUGGAUCAGGAAACACAAAUGCAUCAAAUAAAUAUUCAUCAUCAAGACAUCAAAAAUCAGGAUCUAAGCGUAAUCCUAAUGGAGCACCUCCCUUCCCUGCAUCAUUCCCUUACCAGCAACCACCCAUGCCAUCAGUUUUCCCUGCUAUGGUACCUCCACCACACUUUGCUGUUUCUGGUUAUGCAUAUCAACCUGGCCAUCCACCUUUUCCCCCAGUUGAAACUCAUUUGGUAAAGUCUGGAUCAGAGACCUCCCCUAUGCAACCUUUUGUUCCACCUGUAAAUGUCCAGCCUCCACCAAGAGGGGAUCCCAAUGCUUAUGCUGUUAACUUUCCCAAUCGAAGACCUAAUGUGCAAGAAUCUGGUGGUCAUUUGAAUCAAGCAUGGCAUCAUCAACGAGCUUUUGGGCCCAGAGAUAACAUCCCAGUGCAGCAGGGUAUGGGACCAAGGCCAUUGGUAAGGCCACCUUUUUUAGUUCCACCUCCAGGGUUCAUAGUCGGUCCAGCAUUCCCUGGACAACCUAUAUGCUACUUUCCCAUUGCACCUCCGGGCUCUCUCAGGGGACCUCAUCCUCCCCGUUUUGUUCCAUAUCCAGUUAAUCCAGAGGCUCCUGUGCUUCCCCAAGAGAUACUAGCUUUGAGGGCUGGCAUAGUAAGACAAAUAGAGUAUUAUUUCAGCGAUGAAAAUCUGCAGAAUGACCAUUAUCUAAUAUCCCUAAUGGAUGACCAAGGAUGGGUUCCAGUAGCCACGAUUGCUGAAUUUAAAAGGCUUAAGAAAAUGACUACAGACAUAUCGUUGAUCCUUGACGCACUGCAGAGUUCUGGCUCUAUAGAAGUGCAGGGAGACAAGAUUCGGAAACGUGAUGAUUGGUCAAAGUGGAUUCUGGCUUCUUCUAAGCAGGCAGUGGCACCGAAAGCUCAGACUUCCGAGGGCCAAGCUGGAGAGAAUGCUGAAGAAGAUGACACAAGCAGUUUCUCAAAAGGACUUGCUGAAUUUUCUUCACACGCUACAGUCAAGGCUGCAAACAAAUUGCCAAAUGGAGAUACUGGUAAAAUGGAAGGUGAUGGGAAGUCUGUCUUGUUUAAAGCUGGAAAACCAGGAUGUGAUGGGAAUUCAGAUCUUGGUGCUUGUCAUAGCACUCCCCAUUUAGACCAUACACUAGGAACUGGGCCUCCGACAUUCAAUUAUCAUGGGUCUGAAGGCAUGGAAGAUGGACAAAAUCUCGCUAAUCUUUCUGGUGAUUUUGCUAACACAUUUAUGCUUGAUGAAGAGCUGGAGCUUGAGCAGAAAACACUCAAGAACGAUGGCUGUUCUCCAGUUAGAAGGUACUGGAAAUUGAGAAUGAGGGCUGCCAUUUAUGAAGUUAAUAUAAGUUUCAAAGUCAUUUGCCAGUUUCGGAGGAGUAGGAUAAGGGCACCAAGAAAACCUAGGAUUGAUGAUGAAGAGGAUGAGAUGGUGGUUAAUGAUCAGGAUGUUCAAAGACUUGUGAUUGUCACCCAGAAUAGUAGAGUAGGAGAAGGAUCUACUAAAUCUGGGGGUACAGAAUCAAAAUCUAUUUCAACAGAGCUUGCUUCUGCAAUAAAUGAUGGUUUAUACUUCUAUGAGCAGGAGCUCAAAACCAAGCGAUCUAAUCGUAGAAAGAAUAGUUCUAGCUUUGAGAACAGAGAUGGAUAUUUAAGACUGACAAAUGGUGCUUCCCUAGUAUCAAAUUCAAAGGCUGGUGAAAAUUCUGCUGCAAGCUGUGGCCAUGAAGAGUCGGGAAGCUCUAACAGCGCAAGGAAACAAAAUAAAGGUUUUCCCAAGCAGCAGUCAUCCCAUAAGCAACGGUUCUUCUCCAGCAACUUUAGGAAUCAUGGCACUGGUCGCAAUAAUUUUGGGAUCAUAUCAGAAAGUCCGCCAAGUAAUUCGGUUGGAUUUUUCUUUAGUUCUACGCCUCCUGAAAAUCACGGGUCUUCAAAGCUGAGUGUUUCACCGCGUGGCAUGCUCUCAGGCAGCAGUCCACCAGUGGGUUCCAUGCCAAAGUCAUUUCCACCAUUUCAGCAUCCGAGCCAUCAACUCUUAGAAGAAAAUGGCUUUAAACAGCAGAAGUACCUGAAGUAUCGUAAGCGGUGCUUAAAUGAUAGAAAGAAGAUGGGAAUAGGCUGCAGUGAGGAAAUGAAUACGCUGUAUAGGUUUUGGUCAUACUUCCUUAGAAACAUGUUUGUUCCUUCAAUGUAUAACGAGUUCCGAAAAUUUGCUUUGGAGGAUGCAUCUGCUAAUUACUAUUAUGGGAUGGAGUGCCUUUUCAGGUUCUAUAGUUAUGGUUUGGAGAAGGAGUUCAUAGAUGACUUGUACAAGGACUUUGAAGAACUCACCCUUGACUUCUAUCAUAAAGGCAAUAUUUAUGGCCUUGAAAAAUAUUGGCAUGCAUACCUAGCAUAUCAUAUUAUUGUUCAUGGAAUCUCACAAAUACAUUGGUCAGCUGAUACCAUUUGGGCCUUCCACCAUUAUUGCCGUCUGGGUGACAAAGAACCAAAGAAACAUCCAGAAUUGGACAGGUUACUGAGAGAAGAAUAUUGUAGCUUGGAGGACUUCCGUGCCAAAGAGAAGUCCAUGAAGAAGGAAAAUACGUUUCAAUCAAGCAAUGACAUGUAUGAGAAAUUGGACGAAGUGAAAACCAAAUUAUACGUUGAUGGGAUCAAGAUCAUGGACAACGAAAGGAAUCAAAGCUUUUUCUUUUGGCAAAGCAAGGUACCAUCAAGAACUCUUCUUUCGACAAAGAGAGAUAAUGGAAGGCAUCUAAAACAUUUUUUCAGACAGGCAAGAUACAAAGUUCCUAUUGAUUUACUAACAAUUUUUCGUUAG
Messenger RNA from Dovyalis caffra, 3072 nucleotides. NCBI's taxonomy places the organism in Eukaryota, Viridiplantae, Streptophyta, Magnoliopsida, Malpighiales, Salicaceae. The record is from the annotation of a GenBank genome assembly.